AUGGGCACUAGAGGCCCCCGGCGGGGCCCUGGCCCCCCAGACGGCGGCUGGGGCUGGGCCGUGCUGGGCGCCUGCUUCGUGGUCACCGGUUUCGCCUAUGGCUUCCCCAAGGCCGUGAGCGUCUUCUUCCGGGCGCUUAUGCGCGACUUCGGCGCGGGCUACAGCGACACGGCCUGGGUAUCCUCCAUCAUGCUCGCCAUGCUCUACGGGACAGGCCCGGUGUCCAGCAUCCUCGUGACCCGCUUUGGCUGUCGCCCGGUGAUGCUGGUGGGUGGACUGUUGGCCUCGGCCGGCAUGGUCCUAGCAUCCUUUGCCACGCGCCUCCUGGAGCUAUACCUGACAGCUGGGGUGCUCACAGGCCUGGGCCUGGCCCUCAACUUCCAGCCGUCGCUCAUCAUGCUGGGGUUGUAUUUCGAGCGGCGGCGGCCUCUGGCCAACGGGCUGGCGGCGGCCGGCAGCCCCGUGUUCCUGUCGGCGCUGUCGCCGCUCGGCCAGCAGCUGCUCGAGCACUUCGGCUGGCGCGGCGGCUUCCUGCUGCUCGGCGGCCUCCUGCUGCAUUGCUGCGCGUGCGGCGCCGUCAUGCGGCCGCCACCCGGGCCGCGGCCGCGCAGGAACAGCGCGGGCGACGCUCCCGGGGAGGCGGCGGCGGACAGUGCGGGACUGCGCUUGCGCGAGGCGCCCUCUGGUGGCCGGACCCGCCGGCGCCUGCUGGACGUGACCGUGUGCACCGACCGCGCCUUCGCGGUGUACGCCGUCACCAAGUUCCUGAUGGCGCUCGGGCUCUUCGUGCCCGCCAUCCUGUUGGUGAACUACGCCAAGGACGCGGGCGUGCCUGACUCCGAGGCUGCCUUCCUGCUCUCCAUCGUGGGCUUCGUAGACAUCGUGGCGCGGCCGGCGUGCGGCGCCCUGGCCGGCCUGGCGCGCCUGCGGCCGCAUGUCGCCUACCUCUUCAGCCUGGCCCUGAUGGCCAACGGGCUCACGGACCUGAGCAGCGCGCGCGCGCGCACCUACGGCGCCCUUGUCUCCUUCUGCGUCGCCUUCGGCCUCUCCUACGGCAUGGUGGGCGCCCUGCAGUUCGAGGUGCUCAUGGCGGCUGUGGGUGCGGCCCGAUUCCCCAGUGCGCUGGGCCUAGUGCUACUCCUCGAGGCUGUGGCUGUGCUCAUCGGACCGCCCUCUGCCGGCCGCCUGGUGGACGCGCUGAAGAACUACGAGAUCAUCUUCUACCUGGCAGGCUCUGAGGUGGCCCUGGCCGGGGUCUUCAUGGCUGUCGCCACCAAGUGUUGCCUGCGCCGCUCUCAGGACGCCACGCCCAGCCCAGGCACCAAGGGCGGGGCCAGCGACACGGAGGAUGCUGAGGCCGAAGUGGACUCUGAGCCCCUGCCUACCAGCGCCGAGGAGCCCGGUGGCCUCGAAGCCCUGGCGGUGCCGAGCCCAGGGACUGGGCCCUCGGAACCCGAGAUGGAGGCAGAGCCGGGGCUAGACUCCGAGUCUGUGUAGCGCGGGGGCACUAGGUGGGGUGGCCAGGGACUUCAGGAAUGGGGCUUCCCCUCUCAGAGCCCCGGCUGUCCCCACAGGGCCUGGCACAUGGGAGGCUGCUCCGGUGGUCAC
Globicephala melas (long-finned pilot whale) is the source of this 1608-nucleotide messenger RNA. It is a transcript of the gene SLC16A8, whose product is annotated as solute carrier family 16 member 8. Gene Ontology annotation, molecular function: monocarboxylic acid transmembrane transporter activity. The record is from RefSeq and is a predicted model, not a curated record. Lineage: Eukaryota; Metazoa; Chordata; Mammalia; Artiodactyla; Delphinidae. Gene Ontology annotation, cellular component: plasma membrane. Gene Ontology annotation, biological process: transmembrane transport; monocarboxylic acid transport.